UCCGCCCCGCCCUCCUCCCGCCGGGAGAAGAUGGCGGCGGCGGCGGCGGAGCCAGGCGGGCGGGCCGCGGGCUCGUCGGUUCCGUCGCUACGACGAGGCCGGGGUCGGCGGCGUCGGGACGAGGCCGUGCCCGCGGACGACGACGGAGUCCCGGAGACCCCUGGGCGGCGCUCGGGCCAGCGGGAGGGCUCCGCAGGAGAUCCGGGCCCUCCGCGAGAUUUUAUCUUCAGAACGCCCAUCACUUUGGCCAAACAUGGAGAAGUUCACGAGGAACAUAAAAGCCACUUGCGAAAGCUGAGACAUGAAAAAUGGCAAGAAGAGAAAAACCCGGAGGAUUUGAUGCACAAGCUGAUGGCGGACGAAGCUGAAGUGGACAGAAGGAGGACGGAUGACCAGAAGAAAGAGGAAUCCCUUAUGGCCAGAGUGAGCCAUGAACGUUUUCCCGAGUGCCUGUCGGAUUCCGAAAACGAGGAACCCUUCCAGUGCCGGCCCGUCUAUCGGUCGGCUUUCGUCUCCAAGGGCAGCGCCUAUUCCGUCGCCUUGCUGGCUGGAAAUUUCAGCUCCCAAGUGGAAAGGAGUCAAAGUUGCAACGAUACUCUGGGAAAUCGAUCAAAGAGCAGGCAGAGAUCGGCUCCUGUUCGAACAAAGGCCAACCCCUUCACUGGUGCCUCCGUUUCCCUCGUGGGCGUCCUUUCUUCCACCCAGAACAACCGCUGCCUCUCUGCUCCGGACCUGACGGCCGAGAAGCGCCUGGUCUCUCACCAGGCGCCGUCUUCGUUCCCUGUCCUGCCUAGGCAGGAGCGCUCGAUCAGCCCCGAGAGCAACGACAGCAUCUCUGAGGAGUUGAACCAUUUCAAGCCCAUCGUCUGCUCGCCCUGCACGCCUCCCAAGCAGCUGCCGGAUGGGCGCGUGCUGAGCCCCCUCCUCAUCAAGUCCACCCCCAGGAACCUGACCAGGAGCCUGCAGAAGCCCACCACGUACGAAGCCAGCCCUCGGAUCCUGAAGAAGUGGGAACAGAUCCUCCAGGAACGUCAAGUCAAGAACACUCUCUCCAAGGCUACCUUGACCUCCUCGGUUCUCGAGUCAGGUGAAGAUUUCCCGGCUCCGACCCUCAACGUCCCCAUCAAGUGUCCUCUGCAGAUGCCCAACGAGGUCUCCUUGCCAGACCCUCUCCGUCCCCCUUCUCUUACAAAGGUGGACAGUUCUGCACACAGUCGGAGAGACUCGGAAGCUACGGAGCUGACCCCCAGGGUCCUCCCGCCAAGACCCACCGAAAACCCCCCCAAUUCCAGGAUUUCCGAGCUCUCCGAAGCGAAAUCAGUGCCCCGUCUGGCUGGGCCAUGCCUUCACUUCGAUGCCAAAACGAUACCCCGGAAAGUCGUCCGAGUGAACUCAGCCUCGGAGAACGGCACUCUCGGUAAUACGGCCGAGCGGAAGCCGCGUAAAUACUGGGACGAGAGUGAACUGUGCCGUCUCUCCAACGGCCUCCGUCUCGAGAGGGGGCUCGGCGAGGAGACCCCCUCUCUGCGGCGCGGACAAAAGCGGCCGUGUAAAACCAAGCACCUGGACCCUUCGGUCAAGCGGCUGAGGCCGUCGGCGGGCUCUCGCAAGGGCCCUCCAGCGUCCGACCCGCUGAGACGUCAGAGGCGGCGACAACGUGGCAGGACCGAGCAGCGACUGCAGCAGGAGGAGGCUGACCGGCGGCUGGCCGUGCAACUCCAGCGGCAGUUCGAGAGGGAGAUCCGGACAGCGGAGAGGCCGAAGGGACGAGCCGAUCAGUAUUUCUUACGGUCCAAGAACACCACCGGGGCAAAGUAACCCUUCGCCAGCUACGCGGCUUUUUCGAGAUAUCCCAUGUAGACGUCGCUUCAUCAGUCUGGUGGAGUUCCGGGGAACAGGAGUUCUGCCCGGUCAGUACGGGAGCCGGAUGGAGGUCACAGUCUGGAGCUUUCCGCCCCCUCCCCUCCUCCAACUGACUCCGAGAUCAUCAGUCUCUCUCGCAGCGAAGACCCCUUUUGUCUGUUCUCGUUCGGAGGUCGGAUCUUGGGUGCCGGUCCGGCUGUCGCUGCCUUGGGAUCCGAGUCGGUUACAAUAACGGGGGUGAACCGACGUUGCGAGCAGCGUUUGCAAUUUCAGGAGCAGCCCUGCGCUGCUGGAAGGCCCGGUUGGCAGAAUGGUGGAUCUGCAAUAAAAUAUAUUUGAAUCUAUAAAUACAGGUAGUCCUCGACUUACGACAGUUCGUUUAGUGACCGUUCAAAGUUACAGCAUCAGAGACAAAAGUGACUUACGACCGUUUUUCACACUUAACGACCGUGGCAGCAUCCCCGUGGUCGCGUGAUCAAAAUUUCCAGAUGCUUGACGACUGACUUGUAUUUAUGACGGUCGCAGUCUCCCUGGGGUCACGCGAUCCCCUUUUGCGACCUUCUGACAAAUAAAGUCGAUGGGGAAGCCAGA
Molecule: messenger RNA, 2454 nt
Organism: Ahaetulla prasina
Lineage: Eukaryota; Metazoa; Chordata; Lepidosauria; Squamata; Colubridae
Gene: RNF169
Product: ring finger protein 169
Exons: 6
Coding region: 31-1818 (595 amino acids)
Biological process (GO): double-strand break repair
Cellular component (GO): nucleus; site of double-strand break
Molecular function (GO): nucleosome binding; ubiquitin-protein transferase activity
Source: RefSeq, a predicted model, not a curated record